Arabis nemorensis is the source of this 1083-nucleotide messenger RNA. NCBI's taxonomy places the organism in Eukaryota, Viridiplantae, Streptophyta, Magnoliopsida, Brassicales, Brassicaceae. The record is from the annotation of a GenBank genome assembly.
AUGGAAUUCGAUUCUUAUACGGAGCGAAAAGCUUUCGAUGAGACGAAAGAAGGAGUAAAAGGACUCGUGGACGCUAAAAUCACCGAAGUACCUCGUAUCUUCCACGUCCCUCAAGGUUCCUUGACCGACAAGAAACCCUCUGUCUCUGUUUCAGACCUAAAGAUCCCUACCAUCGACUUGGCAAGAGUCCACGUGGACAAAGCGUCACGUGAAGCAGUCGUGGAGAAAGUCAGGUACGCGGCGGAGAAGUGGGGAUUCUUCCAGGUGAUCAAUCAUGGUGUUCCUUUAAACGUUCUUGAAGAGAUGAAAGAUGGAGUCCGGAGGUUUCACGAGGAAGAUCCUGAGGUCAAGAAAACAUACUUUUCGCGAGACUUCGACAAGAAGAAAGUUGUCUACAACAGUAAUUUCGAUCUAUACGGUUCUUCGUCGUCUGUUAAUUGGAGAGAUUCUAUCUCUUGUUUCAUGGCUCCAGAUCCUCCAACUCCUGAAGAACUCCCAGUUGCUUGCAGGGAGGCUAUGAUCGAAUACUCAAAGCAUGUGCUGAGUUUAGGUAGUUUGCUCUUUGAGCUUCUCUCUGAAGCACUAGGUUUGAGAUCUGAUAUCCUUAAGAGCAUGGAUUGUUUGAAGACAUUGCUUAUGAUCUGCCAUUAUUACCCACCUUGUCCACAACCUGACCUAACUUUGGGGACAAGUAAACACUCAGACAACUCUUUCCUCACGGUUCUUCUUCAAGACAACAUUGGUGGUCUUCAGAUUCUUCAUCAAGACUCUUGGAUCGAUGUUGCUCCUCUUCAUGGAGCUCUCGUCAUCAACAUUGGAGAUUUCUUGCAGCUAAUAACGAACGAUAAGUUUGUAAGCGUGGAGCAUAGAGUGCUUGCGAAUAGACAAGGACCAAGGAUUUCAGUAGCGAGCUUUUUCAGCUCAAGUCUACUUCCGAAUUCCACAGUUUAUGGACCGAUAAAAGAACUUGUGUCUGAAGAAAACCCUCCAAAAUACAGAGACAUAACCAUAAAAGAAUACUCAGAAGGAUACUUUAAGAAGGGUCUUGAAGGAACAUCGCAUCUCUUGAAUUUCAGGAUAUGA